GUGCCCGCGCUGCCCGCGCCCCCAAGGUGCUCUGGCCUCCCUAACGAGCACUCUCGAUUCCAUAGCGCCUCCUUCAAGAGCCACGGCUACUGCCUGUCCCAAGCCCUGCGCUUCGCUGUGGAGGAGAUCAACAACUCCACCACGCUGCUCCCUAAUGUCACCCUGGGCUACGAAAUCUAUGAUACCUGCUCUGAGCCUACCAACUUCCACGCCACGCUGUGUGCCCUUGCUCAAAAGGGCAGGCAGGAUGUCCAGGUGCUCCCCAGUUUCCAACACUAUGAACCCCAGGCUGUGGCUGUCAUUGGCCCUGACAGCACCCAGCUGGCCCUCACCACAGCCGCAGUUCUCAGCCUCUUUCUUGUACCACAGAUCAGCUACGAAGCCUCCAUGGAGUUGCUGAGCCUGAAGCGGCUGUACCCCUCUUUCCUGCGCACCAUCCCCAGCGACAGGCAGCAGGUGAAGGCCAUCUUCUUGCUGCUGCAGCACUUUGGCUGGACCUGGGUGGCACUGCUGGGCAGUGACAACAUCUAUAGCAGGGCUGGCCUGAAUGCCCUGCAGGAGCUGCUGACCGCAAGCAACGCGUGCGUGGCCUACCGAGGCACCAUCCCCGCCAACUCGGACGCCAGCAACCCAGAGCUUCACAACCUGGUCCGAAUCCUCACAGAUGUCAAGGUCAAUGUCACUGUUGUGUUCUCCAACAGAGGAAGCGUUCUGCCGUUCUUCGAGGUGGUGGUCCAGAGGAAUGUCACGGGCAUGGUGUGGGUGGCCUCUGAAGACUGGUCGUUGGCUCAAACUAUCUGGCGGGUUCCUGGCAUCCAGACCAUCGGUUCGGUGUUGGGGAUGGCAGUAGAGAAGCCAGAGCCCACAAUGCUGGAACGCUUUGAAGCUUGGAGGAUGUGGGAGGAAGGUGCUGUGGCUGAGUGUGCCAGCAGUGCAGAGGCAGGCAGGGGAUCUGUGGGGAAUGCACGGCUGGACUGCACCCAGCGCUGCACCGGCUGCCGUGCGCUCGCCACUGUCCCCGACAUGUAUGACGCUCAAGGCUCCUUCAGCGUGUACUCGGCCGUGUAUGCUGUGGCCCAUGGCCUCCAUGACCUGCUGGGCUGUGCCUCGGGGGCCUGCAGCAAAGGCACUGUCUAUCCCUGGCAGCUCCUACAAAAGAUUAGGCAAGUAAACUUCACGCUGUACAAGAGCCGAAUCUCUUUCGAUGCCCACGGGGACAUUCAAAAAGGUUAUGACAUUGUCAUGUGGAAGUGGCUGGGCCCAAAUUGGGCUUCUGAUGUGAUAGGAACCUUCCGUGUGAACCCUGACAGGCUGAGCAUCGACCCAGGCAAAAUCCUGUGGCACACAGAAGAUGGCCAGGCUCCCAGCUCAGUGUGCUCUGAGGCCUGUGAGCCAGGAGAGAUGCGGCUGCAGCAGAGUCGCCACAAAUGCUGCUUCAGCUGUGUGGUCUGCCCACCAGGAACCUUCCUGAACACAUCGGGUCAGUACACCACAGGGCUUGCUCCUGCCCUUUCCUCCCCUGCCCACAUCCUACCACCUGCUCCUGUCUCACCAUUCCCAGCCUCUCACCUCCUGUGGUCAGUGAAACCUCUGAGCUGACCUGAA
This is a messenger RNA of Pyrgilauda ruficollis (rufous-necked snowfinch), 1605 nucleotides long. Its product is annotated as taste receptor type 1 member 1-like. The transcript is spliced from 4 exons. NCBI's taxonomy places the organism in Eukaryota, Metazoa, Chordata, Aves, Passeriformes, Passeridae. Gene Ontology annotation, cellular component: membrane. Gene Ontology annotation, biological process: sensory perception of umami taste; G protein-coupled receptor signaling pathway. Gene Ontology annotation, molecular function: G protein-coupled receptor activity. The record is from RefSeq and is a predicted model, not a curated record. The annotation marks the transcript as partial.